Messenger RNA from Prunus armeniaca (apricot), 543 nucleotides. NCBI's taxonomy places the organism in Eukaryota, Viridiplantae, Streptophyta, Magnoliopsida, Rosales, Rosaceae. The record is from the annotation of a GenBank genome assembly.
AUGAGUGAGACUAUAAGUAAUAUUAGUGCUGGAGGUGGAACGAAUGAUACAGAACUACCACUCUUCAGUUUAAGGAGUAUAUUAGCUGCUACUAACAACUUCUCCGAAGCUAAUAAACUGGGAGAGGGAGGAUUUGGCCCUGUUUAUAAGGUGACACUUCCACUUGGCUACAUGUCACAUGAGUACGCACUGUAUGGCCAUUUUUCGGAGAAUUUGGAUGUGUUUAGCUUUGGAGUGUUUCUUUUAGAGAUUGUAAGUGGAAAGAAGAAUGUUGCUUUUCAUUGUUUUCAAAAUUCACUGACUCUUGCUGGAUGGGCAUGGGAGUUAUGGAAAGACGGCAGAAGAAUGGAGGUGAUUCAUGAAUCAGUAAGGGAAACAUGCUCCCUUCGUGAAGCCCUGAGGUGUAUCCAAGUAGGGCUUUUGUGUGUUCAAGAAGCUCCCGCUGAUCGCCCAACAAUGUCUUCUGUAAUUCUUAUGCUGGCCAAUGAAGCUACAUCUCUUCCUCACCAAAGAACCUGCUUUUUCAACAAUUGGGAAUUCUAG